AUGACACACUCUCCUGAUGGAGACAGCGGAGUUGGCGAUCAUGGUGAAGCUGGUCUCAAAGCCUUUGUUGACCAGCAUCGGUGCAAUGAGUUUUGCAUUCGUCUGGGUCUUGGACCUGCAAACCCUCUAUCAGCGGCCACUCAUUCUACUCGAUCUGUCCACGGUGAAGAGGGUGGCGAGGAAGAGGACGAUGAUAACGAGGAGGAGGAGGAUCCUAACGAAGCCCGUAAGGAGAAUGAGGCAGAAGACAGCGAGUAG
This is a messenger RNA of Stereum hirsutum FP-91666 SS1, 258 nucleotides long. RefSeq lists its product as uncharacterized. The transcript is spliced from 2 exons. The record is from RefSeq and is a predicted model, not a curated record. Gene Ontology annotation, molecular function: protein serine/threonine kinase activity; ATP binding. Gene Ontology annotation, biological process: protein phosphorylation. NCBI's taxonomy places the organism in Eukaryota, Fungi, Basidiomycota, Agaricomycetes, Russulales, Stereaceae. The coding region runs from base 1 to 258 and encodes 85 amino acids.